Pseudophryne corroboree (corroboree frog) is the source of this 1487-nucleotide messenger RNA. RefSeq names its product 6-phosphogluconolactonase (gene PGLS). The transcript has 6 exons. Bases 16 to 858 code for a protein of 280 amino acids. Gene Ontology annotation, molecular function: 6-phosphogluconolactonase activity. The record is from RefSeq and is a predicted model, not a curated record. Gene Ontology annotation, biological process: pentose-phosphate shunt; carbohydrate metabolic process. Lineage: Eukaryota; Metazoa; Chordata; Amphibia; Anura; Myobatrachidae.
UGAGGGAAAAAUCACAUGCCAAUCACAUGUAAUCGGACCUUACUCUGUUCUUCAAGCAGCAUAACUGGGUCAGGGAAGUUUUACAGUGCUGCUGUCCCAACCCCCAGAUCUGUGAUGUCCUCCAGCCGUCAGAUCCGUGUGUUCCCCUCGCCAGCGGAGCUUGCUCUCUCACUGUCACAGCUCCUGGUACAUGAAUCUAGGGGCAAAAAUAGCUUCCAUCUGGGCUUAUCGGGUGGAAGCUUGGUUCAGCUGCUAAGCCGGGAAUUACCCAAAACUGCAGGGCUCAAUACAGAAGGGUGGAAAGUAGCUAUGUGCGAUGAAAGGCUGGUCCCAUUUACUGACCCGGAGAGCACAUAUGGAGAGUACCAGCGUCACCUUGUUCCUCUUGGCCUCCUGUCGGAGUCACAGUUCAUCACCAUUGAUCCCUCUCUGUCUGUGGAAGAUGCAGCUGCUGAUUAUACUAAGAAGUUAGAGAAGAUCUUUCCAGGGACUGAACUUCCAGCCUUUGACAUGCUGAUUUUAGGAGUGGGCCCAGAUGGACACACAGCUUCUCUGUUCCCCGGCCACCCGCUGUUGGAGGUGACAGACCAAGUUGUGGCUCCUAUUAGUGAUUCUCCCAAGCCACCACCCAAGCGAAUCACUCUGACUCUCCCAGUGAUUAAUGCAGCUAAAACUGUGGUAUUUGUGACCACUGGAGAGAGUAAAGCAGCAGUUUUAAAACGUAUCCUCCAGGUAGAGGAGUCUGAUCCAUUGCCAGCUGCACGAGUCUCCCCAUCGAAUGGUAAAUUGCUCUGGUUCCUCGAUGAAUCUGCGGCUCGGGAUUUGACGUGUCCUGUAGAGAAACACUCUGUCCUGUAAUGUCUCCAAGAGCACAGCAUCCGGAGUGGGUUCAGAACCAGAGUCCGGAGAUCCCCACACCACAUCCUUGGGUCAACCAGGGCCACAGGCAGAAGCAGAGAGCUGGACAGAGCAGAGCUACAGGUCACAGUCAAGCCAAGGACAAGACCGCCAAUGGGAUGAAGAGACAUAACAAAAAAGUACUGGUUGUUCUGAACUUAUAAAUGUAUAAUGGGCACAGUGACUUUCUGGACCAAAGACUGAACUUGAACAAAAGCCACGGAUACAUAGACAGUCACCUAAGCCACAGAUGGAGCUGGAUCAGAACCAAGAUGGAGGACCAUGAAAAUAAAGACAGGUAUCCAGAGAUGAACCCACAGAACCAUAGCCAGAUCCUCAGACCUAUCGGCACACAGAACCGAAGACAACAUCAUGGGCAGAACAUCAAGCGUGCAGAUCUGCCCUGCAUAUCCUCCCCCUCUAUAUUCUUGACUCUGCCCACUGUACCCUUCAAAAUCUGUCCCCCUCUCACAUCUGCCUUCCGCUAGGAUCUGCUCCUCCAUGUUAGAUGAUCCAAAAUAUGUUAAAUGAUUUGCACAUUCUUAACGUAUCACAUGAAUGAACAGUAAUAAAAUAAUUAUUUGAUUGAA